CAAAAACAUAACUGCCAUUGCCCCUUACUCUCCCGAAGAGAAACCCGACUCUUAACAGCCAUGGCGCUCGUAUCAAAAGCGCCGCAGCGCCGCUCCGAGCGCCUCAAGUUCUCAUCCUCAGACGACAGCGCAAUGUUGAAGCAAAUCCAGUCCACUCACUCCCCAGAUGGACGGGAGGUCGACGUCACUUAUCUCCUUCACAUCAUCGAGGUGAUUUUCGAGCGCGCCAAGCCCUUCAGCACCCACGGGACACAUCAGGCAGCCCAACCGCCACUGGACAUACUGGAAGACCGAGACCUCCGAGAGAUGCUCGAACUAUUGGCACACACCAUAAACAAAAUCUCCUGUGAGAUGGCCUGCAAGUGUAUGGGUGGCGGCGAUGCUCAUGCGACGACUGUCAACAUAUUCAACAUUCUCACGAACUACUCGUGGGAUGCGAAGGUGGUGCUCGCGCUGGCGGCUUUCUCUGUGAACUACGGCGAGUUUUGGAUGCUAGCCCAGCUGUAUCCUACCAAUUACCUAGCCAAAGCGGUUGCUAUCCUCAAACAAUUACCCGAGACACUAGAGCGCGUGGACGCUUUAAAGCCAAAAUUCGAUGCGCUUACCAGCCUCGUCACUGCUAUGGUGGAUUUGACCAAGUGCAUCAUCGAGUUCAGGCAGCUCCCAUCUCAAUACAUUAGCCCCGAGGCGACAGAACUUCUGACUGCUACCGCUCAUAUCCCGACAGCAGCUUACUGGAUCAUCCGAAGUAUUGUGGCCUGCGCUUCCCAAAUUACCAACCUCAUUGGCAUGAGCCAUGAGUACAUAGCAUCCACGGCAGAAGCUUGGGAACUAUCGAGUUUGGCCCAUAAAAUCAAUAGCAUCUACACUCAUCUCAAGAAGCAACUUGAUCUUUGCUAUCAGCUUAUCAAUGAGAAAAAGUACUUGGAAGCAUUUGAGAAAAUUGUGCACCUAUUUGCAACUCCCCACGUUGACAACAUGAAAGUUCUUCAAGCUUUAAUUUAUGCAAGAGAUGAUCAGCUUCCGCUUUUGGAUGGCUCUACUAAGAAAAGGGCUAGCCUCGAUGUGCUGAGAAGGAAAAAUGUGCUGUUAUUCAUCUCUGACAUCGACCUACCGCUAGACGAACUUUUAGUCCUUGAGCAGAUGUACCAAGAGGCCAAACAAGCCCCGACGAGGAUGGAGAGCCACUACGAGAUAGUGUGGAUCCCAGUUAUGGAUAGGUCGACUCCAUGGGAUGAAGAGAAACAGAAGAAGUUCGAGACUCUACAAGGAAUGAUGACCUGGUACUCGGUCUUUCACCCUUCGCUGAUUGACGCCGCGGUCAUCAAGUACAUCAAGGAGGUGUGGAAGUUCAACAAGAAGGCAAUGCUCGUCGUUCUUGACCCGCAGGGCCGGGUCACCAACCCAAACGCGAUCCACAUGAUGUGGAUCUGGGGGAGUGCUGCUUACCCAUUCACCAGUGAAAGGGAGGAGGCUCUCUGGAAGUCAGAGAAGUGGCGGAUCGAACUGCUUGCCGGUCCUGUAGAGCCACUGAUUUUCACCUGGAUAUCGGAGGGGAAGUACAUAUGCCUCUACGGAGGAGAGGACAUUGAGUGGAUCCGCAAGUUCACAAAUACGGCGCGUGCGGUAGCCAAAGCAGCACAGAUCCCGCUCGAGAUGCUGUACGUGGGGAAGAGCAACACAAGGGAGAAGCUCAGGAAUAACAGUAACACGAUUUUGGCCGAGAAUCUAAGCCACGUCCUGCCAGACCUCACCUUGAUCUGGUUCUUCUGGGUGAGGCUGGAGAGCAUGUGGCACUCAAAGGUACAACAGGGCAAGAGCGUCGACAAUGACCCGAUAAUGCAGGAGAUCAUGAUGAUGCUUAGCUUUGAUGGGAGCGACCACGGGUGGGCCGUGAUCUGCCGGGGCGCCGAUGUAGCCAAGGCCAAGGGAGAUGUGAUUUUGAAGACCCUGUUGGACUAUGAUUCCUGGAAGGACCGGAUAGGCCAGAUGGGGUUCUUGCCGGCGCUGGGCAGCCACAUCCACGACGAGAAGACGCCGCACCACUGCAACCGCCUGAUCCUGCCAAGCACCACCGGGACAAUCCCCGAGCGAGUGGUGUGCGCCGAGUGCGGGCGGGUCAUGGAGAAGUUCAUCAUGUACCGGUGCUGCACGGACUGACCGAGAUUAGCAAUGAUCAAGCCAUAUGGAGAAUCAAGAAUAAGGAAGCGCAUGCUGUGUGUGCAACUCAAUCCUAGGCACGAGGGAACCGUGAUGAUCCCUCUCUUUGCUUCUGUUAAAGAUGUGUUUGUUUGUAGUUUGUGUGUUAUUGUUUCCUGCUAUAAUUCAAUUGUCGUCACCUCCUGCUGUGUGGUACUUGCCUCCAAGUUGGGAUUUGUGCAAGUUUUAUCCAGUUGAAAACUGCAUCUUUCUUUCUA
Molecule: messenger RNA, 2417 nt
Organism: Eucalyptus grandis
Lineage: Eukaryota; Viridiplantae; Streptophyta; Magnoliopsida; Myrtales; Myrtaceae
Product: protein SIEVE ELEMENT OCCLUSION B
Exons: 7
Coding region: 61-2160 (699 amino acids)
Biological process (GO): phloem development
Source: RefSeq, a predicted model, not a curated record